This is a messenger RNA of Phlebotomus argentipes, 2075 nucleotides long. RefSeq lists its product as uncharacterized. The coding region runs from base 411 to 1460 and encodes 349 amino acids. NCBI's taxonomy places the organism in Eukaryota, Metazoa, Arthropoda, Insecta, Diptera, Psychodidae. The transcript is spliced from 4 exons. The record is from RefSeq and is a predicted model, not a curated record.
AGCUUAAAUUGUGGAUUAGCUGUUGAGCAGAAUUUACCUGUGCUGCCGAAAGCGGUUCCAACUGCCCUAAGAAGUAGAUUUAAAGUGGCUGACAAUUUUCAACUAACUGCUGUGGUCACGAAUAUUGUCACAGAGUUUGAGGGACAGCAGUUGCACCGGUGAUGCCUGGAAAAAUCCCAAAGAGUGGGUAGUUUCACACAUUUGCGGUACACUUCGACAAUACACUUCAACCGGUCGUCCAAAGCAGCCGCAGCAGUGUAGACAUUGUGACGAAUUUCAUCGUUAGUUGUAAUCGGUUUGCCAUACAGAUCGCACAAAGUUAAUCAUUUGCGAGCCACCGGAGCGAUUUGUUUGUUCAGUGAGAGACUUUCUACGGACAAGCUGUGAUAAGGCUAUCUAGAGUGACUAAGAUGUGCCAAGUGAGUUGUUCGGAUGAGGUGCACUUCCACCUCGAGGGAAUGCUAGACAGAGACCAAACAACUGCACCCUCGCUGAGUUUGCGGAAGAACAGGCCGCAAAGAUGCUGUGACUGCUCCAAUUUGUCCGCAUCCUCAAUCAGCCAAACAUCUUCCACAUCGGGACAUCCAGUGAAUCGCUCGAGAUUUCGGGCGAACGGCUUGAGAGUGAGAAGAAAAUUGAGUGGAAAAGUCAAGGACCUUUGUCUACUCCUCGUAUUUGCUUGGAUCUCCCUGAAUAUCCUGCCAGAAGUGACAUCGAAGCCCAUUAGAAUACGACGCACAAUGAUCAGUGACAUGAAGAACAGCGUGAUGGACAAAUUUCGGAAGGACGAGAAGAGGAGCGCCAACGAUCUUGUCAACUUCCAGCGAGUGCAUGAGCUGAUGAAGGCGCACAAAAUUCAAGUGAACAUUACUUACAAUGAGCUUAAUCAUGGCAUUAAAGAUUAUAUUGACCAGGUGUUCCACAAUACGCAGACCCUCAUGAAGUUCCACGAGGCCUGGUCGUGGAUGAAUUUGCCGUGGCUGCACGGUGGCGUGGACAUGCCCAAGGAGUUCCAAGAGAACGUCACGACGGAGUAUCAGGAGCAAAUUCGCUCGCAGGACUGGAGCAAGGCGGAUAGGCUCCUCAACAAGUUCAAGGUGAUGUAUGACAAGUACAAACGAUUGGAUAUCGGCGUCCAAAGCAUCAGUUAUUACUACCAGAACACGGCCAGGGUCCAGAAUAAGGAGUCAAUUGUCCCGUUUAUCGACAGAGUGAAGAAUUCUUCUUCCCGGAUUCUGUGCUCUCUUCACGAUCUUAUCGAUGCUCUCAACUAUGAUGAGGCUACAUUUGAGGCGAGUGACUCAAAUCCUGUGCCUCAGGACUUGAGGACGGAGAAAAACAAUCCUGACCUGCACAAUUGGGUUAUCCUGAGGGAGUACAUGAACGCUCUUGAGCUCUAUAGUGUGGAAUUGAGAAUUAUCAGUGAGCAGAUGCCGAAAUCAAAUGAAAAAUCUGCCUGAAAGUUAAUUCAACGAAGACGUUUAUGCAAUGGAAGAGCUUGUAACAGAUUUUCACCGAUGAAACAUAAGAUUCUUGUUUUUGUCUCAAGAAUAUUUUUAAUUUUUGCCCAAAUAAGCUCAAAUUAAACAUAUAGUAGAGUAAAUUAUCACAUAAUUUUGUAAUAUAUGCUUGUUACGCCCUCUUAGCCUUUUGUGUUAAACAAAUUGUUACAAAAUCUCCACCAACUUAACCUUGUGAAUGUCAUUUGUGACAAUGGAAGUAUAAGAAAUAUUGAGAUAAAGGUUAAACUGUGAUAUAUUUCUUUAAGAAAACAUAAUUAUUGAGUCCAUAUUCAGUUAUAUUAUUGUCAUUUCAUUUAAUUUGCCUUUUAAAUCCUUCCUAACUAUUGAUAAUUUUAUAGUGAAGUUUAUUCGGAAAAAUACGUAAAUUGAUUCCUGGCUUUAUUGCAAAAGAAAGACGAUGUAUUAAGAAUUCUCACAAAAAAACUUGGAAUUAGUGGACAAAUUGUAAAUUUAACAAAUAUGAAACGAAUCAGUAUAUGUAGAGUGUAAAUUUUAGUGACGUAUUUAGUAAAAAUAUUGUUGUUGUGAAAUAUAAAUGAAAACCAAAGGAAA